GAACAAGACUGGACAUGUACUUAAGGCGCUGCAGGAUGCGCUUCCUUUUUUGAGUACCUGUUGCGCAACGUCCUUCUUACACCAGCCGCUCAAUUCGCCGUCUUCGCCAUGGUAGCCAGCGUAAAAAUUGUCCUAGCCGUUGCCACGACUGCUUCAGCAGCCAUACUGGAAUUGCCCGUCGCUAUCAAGAAUUCUUAUCUCAGCGUUCCAUUCCAGGUUGGAACACCUCCGAAAGAGCAUCGAUUGUCUCUCGAUACCGGCUCGGCAUCAAGUUUUAUGCUCAAUACCGAUUGUACAGCGACGUCGUGCCCCGAUGGUAGUAAACCCUACUACAUCCGACAGCCGUACAAUGCGUCUGCCUCAUCAUCGGCCGUUGAUAAGCACAUUUCCGCGGCGAUUCCAUACCUGGGGGGCAAUGUCGCUGGUGAGACAUUCGAGGACGUGUUCGGCGAUCCAGCGUCUGACAUCCAAUGGAACCAGACUUUUGUAUCGGUCAAUCAAAGCUCCUGGCGCUUCAUCACUGCCGAUGGGUUCCUUGGGUUGGGCUUUUCAACCAUCGCGGAGAAGAACACUACUACCGUAGUCGAAACGUUGAUGCAGAACGAUCUGCUCGACGCACCGCGUUUUUCCUUGUUUUACGGAACAAACCCAUCAGACAAUGGGACUCAAGACGGUGCGCUGACCAUAGGCGGUAGCCAUGAAGAAAAAUACGCGGAUGGCCCGAUAGUCUACGCACCUUUGAAAAAAGAGGGCGAGUACCAGCUAUGGCGUACUCCGCUGAGGAGCAUCAGCAUCCUUGUUGCGAGGAACCCAACGGACCCCAAUUCGACUGUGGAAGUUCACAACGGCCGUCUUCCCACUACAAGGGUUCCAGAGGGCACAUGGCCACACGCCAAUGUGACAUGGAACAUGUUCACCUCGGGAAGUGCGGUUUUUGACACGGGAGCUGGGAGCCUUUCUCUGCCGAUAGUAACUCUUCCCGGCCUUUACUACAACCUUGGAUGGAAUUACACCAAGCUCUUCGAGACCCAUGAGGAGCGUAUCGAGUGCCAGCAUUUGAAUGCGUCGUGGGCAGUCACUCUGACGCUCGGUGACGGCGCUCCGGAAGACGAUGUCUCGUUCAGCAUUCGAGGCGACGAGUUCUUUUUCAACCACGAGUGUAUGCCACCGUUUGAUACGACCGGCGAUAGCUACGCAUUGAUCGGCAUGUCGUUCCUCCGAAGGCAUUACUCAGUCUUCGACUUUGGGAGCAACAAGGUUGAGAACUACGCACCAAGGAUUGGCUUUGGAAGGCUCAAGAAGGCGUACGACUACAUGUACCAGUAUUAG
This is a messenger RNA of Pyrenophora tritici-repentis Pt-1C-BFP, 1329 nucleotides long. RefSeq names its product Asp domain containing protein. Gene Ontology annotation, biological process: proteolysis. The record is from RefSeq and is a predicted model, not a curated record. Gene Ontology annotation, molecular function: aspartic-type endopeptidase activity. NCBI's taxonomy places the organism in Eukaryota, Fungi, Ascomycota, Dothideomycetes, Pleosporales, Pleosporaceae. Gene Ontology annotation, cellular component: fungal-type vacuole.